AACAGUUUGAAAGUUAAGUGAGAGAAAUGUUAUAUUGCCUCUUCUAUAAAUGUAAAGUGUGGAAGAACACCAAGAAAAUGGUAGCUGCCGUAGCUGCGAUUUAGGAACUGCGCGCUUGUGUCUGUGGUGUUUCAAUUCUCGUCAACAAACAGUGAAUGGGAGCAUCACGUCAUUACAUGGUACCUCCAGGCACCAAUAUAAAUAGAAAGAGAGACUUGUAAAUAUACAAACACACGUUGGUUGUGUUUUUCAAUGACUGCUUCUGUACAUAUAGUGAUAAUGUACGACCUAUAGUGAAAGGUAAGGAGUAGAGAGUUAGCUAUCAACACCACCAGUCCGAGAAACAGUGAAAGAGGAAAAGAUAACGUUGAGUAAGCUUUUCGCUGCCGAAUGGAAGCCAUUGUGUUUAGUUGCAAUUUACACUAACGGAGUCUCGCGAGCACCCGAGGAGCUUUCAUCAUCCUGCUCUGUGCAGACAUAUUCUGUGCGACUAAAUGUGCUCGUUGAACGUUGAAAUUUUCUACCAGAUAAUUCUGUAACCAUACCAUCUGCAGCAGACCACGCUUUUUAAAUGCCUCAUAAUACCAACUGGUAAUUACUGCUACUGGAAGGCCUAUUGAUCUAUUGCGACGGGCAGAAGGAAUAAGCUCAAUCGCAAACAUGCUUUAUGUUUUCCAUGUUGACACCGGCCGGAUGCUGAAGUUCGAAAUGAACAAGGCUUUUGAGAAUGUCCGCUCAUUGAAAGAAACUAUUGAACGGCAUCAUGGGAUACCAGCCAACAGCGUGGUUCUGUUGGUCAGCGGAGGCGAAGUGCUGCAGGACCCGCAACGAGUGUGCAAUUAUUCUGCCGGUACUGACACCAAUCCGAUAUACAUGUUUAGCACGUGUUUGUUGGAUACCAAAAAUCAACCACCACCAUGGCCUAGCAUAGAAUCCGACAAUGAUCUUAAAAUUCUGGUGGAUAAGUGCCUCGAAAUGCCGGCUAAUUACCAAACGGUUGUGGCUCGGGCCCAACUAGCACUGCAGAUUUGCGAGAUGGCCAAGGAGGAGGUUAAAGCCUGUGAAACACUGGUGCACGAACAACACCUGCAACAACAGGGAUGGGCAGCCGUUGUUGCUAACAUGGAGGACGCAGUAACUGAGUUCCAAGAACGCGUCGUUGAUUACUACAGGCGGUACGAUGACCACCAGCAGCGUAGUGCGGAGAACAAGAAAAUGUUAUCAGACUUCGGUGAAGCCCUAAAGCAGCUCUCAGAGAUUCCGAUUCUAUCAACGUUAAUGGAGAAUGCCGAAUCACGCCCCUAUGGUGCUUUUGACGAAGUUUACGCAGAUGCUAGUAAUAUUGCAACAAGCACAUCUACCGGCAGUAGUAAGACUGCCAGUAAUCACGAGCCAACAAGUACUAGUGCGGAAAGUGCUACCGGACCGGAAGGUUCAGGAUCUAUCGAAAAUGGAACGGGCAGCGAACCAACGGCUGAGUUGGAAGCGAUAACAGCGGAAAAAGUUCGAGCGAACUGUGUUUCGCUAUUGGAUUGGAUAUCAGCUUCUGAAGGGCAAAAAACGCUGCAGCGUAUGGCUAAUGAAUGUCUCGAAGGGCUGGGGCAAUUCGAGUCGCCCCGUAUGACUACACUCAAAGAUAAAAUAGAGAUUGCAAUUGAUUUAUCUCAAAGGGAGGAUAUGAAGGAAAUCAAGGGACUAGAGGAACGUCUCUGUGGGUUAGAUCGUCUAAUGUUUGACGCAAAAAAGAUCGUACAAGAUCAGAACGAGCUUGCCCAAUCGUUUCAACAAAACCAGAAUCGGGCAAAUACGCUAGGAGAUACAUCGAUCCUUCCAGAUCUCUGCGCAUCGCAUCGAAGCCAAUUGGUGGUUAUGCUUAAAAAUCACAAUCUUCUGAGAGACAUCCGACGUCGCUGUGCCAAGGCAAAAGACGAAUUAGGAUGUAAUCUAUUUCAACGGUUGAAGUACAUCAUUCACGUUGAGACAAAGGUGUCCGAAAUUGACAACACUCUGCUCUUCUACCACAGUUGCUUGAAGCGUCUGCAAAAGCAUUUGGGAAUCAUUGAGCAGAUACAUAUGGCCCCCUGCAUGUACGUUACUGCCGUUACAGAAGUUGUACGCCGAAAGAUGUUUUCGACUGCUUUCCUCCGAUGGGCUUCUGACCUAGCAUGCCGGUUGAUGGCGAUCCACAACGAGGAAGUAAUGCGCAGGCACGAAUUCACCUCGCAAUUUGAGGGUCACUUUUUGAGUUCUCUUUUUCCUGGCAUGGAUGACAUGCCACCAUCGUACGGUAUCCAAGCUCCGCCUAUUUUCGAUUCUAGUCUGCCGGGCUUGAAUAAGCAAGAUCUACAAGAGCUGACCCUAUUCCUGCCUGAGCUAACAGAGAAGAUCCAGCUACCGAAUAUUGAUUCUGUGAUAGAUUUUUUCUCUUCUAAACCGGUAGAGGCUAAUGAGAGCAAGAGUAACAUUACGCAGGAAGCUAGUGCCGGUGAUGCUGAGGAAAAAGUUACCGAGAUAUUAGAAGCAUCUUCGGCUGAAAUGAAAAUUCCGGAAACUGAGAAAGAGAAAUCACAACUGCAACCAAAAGAUGAUGAAAAAGCGUGUGAGUCCGAAACCGAUACGGAAGAAUUUGAGAAAGUAGGGCAAAGCCCGAUCGAUCGGCGUCAUAGAGCCCGUCCGAAAGUGGACACAUGCAAUAUAGCCACGUCGACCGAACGAGUACUGCAAACUAGCGCAGAAACUUUAACAGAGGAAAAUCUCGGCGCAACACGCAUUGAAGUAGAGAGACUCAAGGUUCUCUUGCGCGAUGUAUGUCAACUGUCGCAAUCGUCUAUUGUCGUUCUUCGUGAGCAGUUAUCAGCCCUCAGAUCGGAAAAUGCAGCACACCAAACGGAAUUCAAGGUGCAGCUUGAAGCGAUCAAUCGGUCUUGGGUCGACAUUCAAAAAGCAGCUCGUAAUCAAGAGCGGGAAACCGUACAGCAGCUGACUGUUGAUCAUGAGCUCGAGAUGAACGAUCUUCGCAAAAGCAUCCACCAGAAGGAUGACGAAAUCCAAUCGUUGCGAUCGGAUAACUCGACAAUGAAAGCGAACCUGAUUGAGACGGUAUCGAAGUACGAAAGCGAAAAAAAGGAACUGACCGACAAAAUCGAAGAAAUGAAAGAGGUCGUUUGCAAAUUGGAGAAGCAGUUAGCGGAUGUGAGCGUGGACAGAAAGAAGGCCAUACAAGAAGCCAUUGAGCAGCUCGAACACAAGCACAAAACUGAUAUCGAAUCGCUGCGUUGCAGGUACAAAUUAAUGACUAGUAUGGACCGUUCACCGUCGGAUACCAGUUUAGAAAAGAUCGAAAAACCCGAUAUGAUCGAUAUAGCUAGCCAUGAACAGCUAUUAUCUCAGGUUCGAGAGGAUUUCAACCGAGAAAAAGAACGUGCAAUUAAAAUCGCCAUCGAAGAAGAACGGCAACGCUGGGAGUUAUCCUCGCAGCAAAAGUCGCUUGCUCAGCCGCAACGUUCGAUUGGAAGCUCCCCUGGAACUCCAACCAGCAGUCAAGAUGUAUUCAAGCGAAUAUUGGAAGAAAAAGAACGACAGUUAGAUGAGAUGCGGGAUAAGGAAUCACAUUUAAUAAAAGAAAACCAGCGGUACAGGGAAACUAUCCAAUCGCUGACAGAUCCUGAGCUCUGUUCAAAUCAAAUUGACUUUAAGAAGCAGAUUGAGUUGUUGGAACGUGAGAAACUGCAACUGACGAGAGAUUUAGAAAUACAACAGAACCGAUUAUCUGUAGCAGUAUCAACGCAGACAUGUUUGAAAGGAAACACCGUGUUGGUUGAAUACAAUAGCACCUAUAAUCAGUACACUAUAGUUCAGAAUUCUCCUGUGCUGUACUUUUUACACGCGGAUAGUUAUCCAGCUUUCAAUAUGACGCCGUUGGUAGUGGGCGAAGUGCCGCUUAUAGUGUCCUGCAUCGGUAUUGUAACAGAUAAAGAUUACUGCCACGCACGUAAGGACGAAAACCGAUAUAAAGUAUCCCGAGGCACCCGAUUUUAUCGGGUUAAAGUGAAACCAUUGUCAAGUGGUAGUAGCAGCACAGGUGGCAGCUACACAUCGAGAUCCGUGGAUUUCGAAAAACACUCCAGUAAGAAGGAAAAAAGUAAAGUAACAACGCUUAGUCGUUCCUCGUCCACUAUAACGGAACAGAGUGCAACCGCGGGCACUUCCGGGUUGCUCGUCGAUUCGUUUGCACAAACUGAACAAACUACUAGUUCUCCCCCGAUGGAGGAUUCUUCUAUCAGACCUUGCUCCACCCAAGACAUGGUUGACUCUGCCGUAGCAGAGGAGCUAAAGAGCACCUCGAAGGAACGCAACAUUAGCGUAACGGACGAGGAGGAAGCGACAUACAGUGGAAGUGCCAGUGGCAGCGUUGACGCUGCAGACCACGACCGACUGCGUUAUCAAAGCGUGUGCGAGGAAGACGAAGAAGUGCAACCCGAAGACAACAAUAGUAAUACGACGGCACCACUGACAGUAGCUUCUGCACCAACCGUCGAUCGACAAGAUUUAACUGAGCUCUCAUUUAGCACAAGGACCGCUAGCAGUAUGAUGGAUUCCAUCAUAGCCAUCGACGCCGAUAUUCCUGCCUUCGCUGUAAAUAUGCCUAUCCUGCCGGUGGAGAUAUCCGGUGAUGGUGACAUAGUAUCGGACGCAGCGAGUGAUUCUACCGAAUCUGUAUAUUGUUCGUUCGAGACUAAGGAUGGUGAUAGUGAUGCGCUAAAUUGCUGCCUCGAAUAAAUUGUGCUCAUAUUUUAUGACUGACUGAAUCAGAUACAUAUUGUGAUGUUCUUUUAAGCUGUAUUAGUGUGAAAAAGUGAGCAUUAGCAACUAAUUCAGGAUACAGGAUGAAAACAGACUAGAAACUGUGUAACAAACUUUGUUUAAUCGUAACAUGCCGCUAAAAUAUGUGAAGAUUUAAUGAAAACCCAACAAACAUUUUUGCUGCAUAAUAGCUUAUUAAACACUUUAUUUCCCGGAUAUAUGCUACUAAGCAAUUUAAUGUGUUACUAUUCAAUUGAAAUAUUUGUUGAGAAGAAAAGAAGAUUUACAACUCAAUAAAUAUAUUGAUCUAGUAAUUUACCUUUCUUUUUCUGAUUAAAAACCACGAAACAUUACUACUGAACUUUUUCAUUCGAUUACAUUGAAAUACCCAAAUUGACUAAUGUUAAAUUUAUAAUAACGGUGAAUGUAAUGGGUCGAUGAAACUGCUGCCAAUCCUUCAUUGCACAUAUUUGAUACGCAUGAAACACUUCAUAUUUUCGUUUGCUUCGUAAAUCAAUUGUAUUCAUUCUUAUCCUUAGGUUUCUCCAUUGUCUAUUGGAGCUCUAGUGCUGCACUAUUUGAUGCUUCCUAAGUGUAAGUCGUGUAGUGUAUCUUUUUGUAAUCUGAAUUGUGAGCAAUGCACAUUCGUUGCAUCAUUGCAUCGUUUAUUAUUUUUUAAUAUUUUUCUUAUGGUCAACUGUUUUAGGGAUCGUUUUGCUAUAUUUUUAGCUAAAAUCUAAAAAAUAUCAAUCUAAUCUUGACAGCAAUCUACAUUUCAUCGUAACGUAUCGUAUAUUAUUUCGGAACCUUCAGAGCCAAUUGCAUAAAAUACAUGCCGAUAUGCCAGCGAAGAAGUAUUCCAAGUUUCCAAUGAUACCUCAUUUUUUAAUAAAACAAAUUUACCCUC
Sabethes cyaneus is the source of this 5710-nucleotide messenger RNA. It is a transcript of the gene Atg17, whose product is annotated as RB1-inducible coiled-coil protein 1. Gene Ontology annotation, biological process: piecemeal microautophagy of the nucleus; autophagosome assembly; autophagy of mitochondrion. Lineage: Eukaryota; Metazoa; Arthropoda; Insecta; Diptera; Culicidae. Gene Ontology annotation, molecular function: molecular adaptor activity; protein kinase binding. The record is from RefSeq and is a predicted model, not a curated record. The coding region runs from base 661 to 4779 and encodes 1372 amino acids. Gene Ontology annotation, cellular component: phagophore assembly site membrane; Atg1/ULK1 kinase complex; extrinsic component of membrane. The transcript is spliced from 14 exons.